GUGCUCUUCAUGCAUCGCGUAAGAAUCGAACAGUACCCAAGUUUGAAACGACGUUGGUGGUCUCUCCUCGGUACUUUUGUUCGUGGGUUUUGGUCGGUGUUAGGGGUGAGCCCGUUAAAAGAGUUAAAUAAUAUUAGGCCCACUGGAAUUUAGCCUGGAGCUCGCAUUGACUACGAACCUCUGCACCGACAACGCUCAAAAUCAGCGAUGAAACCUCCGUGCCAAAGCACACGGGCGCAUUCAAGUGACGCUGUGGGUGUGUGUGUUGACACUGGUCUUCGCCUCGUUUCUGCAACGUUUCGUAGCCGUAGUCGCGAGUUCUUGUGUCGUUGCUAGCAGAUUCCGGGUAAGGAAGCUUCUGACUUCCAACACGUGGUUUUGUCCACUACAGAUAGGAUGUAGAAAGUUGUUCGCGUGCUCUGAGCGCUGCCAUGAAGUGCUCUCCACCCGCCGAGGUUACACGCGCAAUGCUGGCGUUGUGGCUGUCGCUUUGCUGCGUCGCUGUCACUGUGCGCUUCGCCGACGCUAUCCCAGCGGCAGUUGACGUGCACCCUUUCAAAGCCCACGCGCGACUCAAACGGGGCAGCGUCGCUGACAACGGGAACGCCUCGACCAGCAGCGUGGCUGCUCCUGACCACGGCUUCAACGAGAUUGACGCGGGUUUGUCUCGGCACGAAGCGGUACAAGGUCACGAUUCGAAGCGCCUGAGUCUCGACACGGGCCGCGGUGCGUCCAAGGGUCUCCUGGCGAGGCAUUCGACGCCCCUGGACCACGCUUGGACCAACUCGGAGAAGUGCUUCCGGGCGGCGACCUGCGAGCCGAUCAUCAACGCCACCUGCUUCGGAGUGUCACUGCCCUACGGCCACACCACCGUCGAGCUCGUCAACGACUCGACGUCGCAACUGGAGAUCCAGGAGCGCCUGGACCUGUGGCAGGGCCUCCAGCAGAUUCCCCGCUGCUGGGCUGUGGUGCAGCCGCUUUUGUGUGCCGUGUACCGGCCCAAGUGUGCCGACGGCCGGGUCACGCUGCCCAGCCAGGAGAUGUGCCGCCUGGUGAGGGGCUUCUGCAAGAUCGUUGCCCUCGGUUCGGAGUGGCCCUCCUUCCUCAGGUGCCAGCACGACAUCUUCGCCUCGGGCUGCAAGAAUGAGAUGCGCGAGAUCAAGUUCAACACAAGCGGGCGCUGUGCGGCUCCCCUGGUGGCGACCCCGAGGGAGACGAGCUGGUACGCGGAGGUGGAAGGCUGCGGCGUAGGCUGCCGCCACCCGCUGCUCACCGAGGACGAGCGGCUCGGCAUGCGCACCUUCGUCGUGGUGGUGUCCUCCAUCGCCACCCUCACCAGCCUCUUUGCCGUGCUGACCUUCAUGAUUGGCUGGAAGGAGUCAAGGCAGUACCCCAACGUCAUGGUGUUCUACAUCAACCUGUGCCUGCUGCUCAUGUGCGUUGGCUGGCUGGCACAGUUUGUGCCCGGGGCUCGCGAGGACAUCACCUGCCGGAGGGACGGGACUCUGCGGAGCGGCGAGCCCAGCUCUGGCGAGAACCUGUCGUGCGUGGUGAUCUUCUGCCUGGUGUACUACUUCCUGCUGGCGGCCCUGUGCUGGUUCGUGAUGCUCACGUACGCCUGGGACCACCGCUUCCAGACGAGGGCCAGUGUGCCCAGAGAGUCCCUGGACGCAAAGGCGGCCUACUUCCACCUCAUCGCCUGGUGCGUGCCCUUCGUGCUCACCAUCACUGUCAUGGCCCUGGGAAAGGUGGACGGGGACCCCGUUUCAGGCAUCUGCUUUGUCACGUCCGCCAACCCCAUUGUCCGGUCUGCGUUUGUGCUCUUGCCCGUCACCGUCGCCUUCUUUGUCGGUGGCUACUUUCUUGUCCGAGAGUUCUACAAGCUGAUAACCCUGAAAGUGAGCAACAGUGACGUGCUCAACGACAGAGUUCGCACCAAGAUCCAAAGCAUGAUACUCAGGAUCGGUCUGUUUGUUGUCACCAUGGUGCUUUUAGUGUCGUGCACCUUCGUCUGCCACAUCUACGAGUUCAAGAGCCAGCCAGUGUGGACGGAGAGCCUCCGAAACUAUGUGGCCUGCCGUGCCAAUGUGGGUGCGGCCCAGCGGUUCCUGCCGGAGGAACCCCAGAGCUGCGACCCCGGCUCUCGGCCCAGCCUCGCGAUGCUCCAGCUCCACCUGGUGGCCUUUCUGGGAGCCUGCGUUGCACUGUCUUCCUGGGUGCUCACCGCCGCCACCGCCGCCACCUGGAAACGCUUCUGGUGCAGGACGAUCCUGCGCCGGCCAUUGGACGAGCCGGUCAAGCUGCAGCGCCACAAGCUGAUCGCCGAGGCUUUUGCGAGACGCAACGAGCUCAACCGGGGCCAGGGCUCCGUCAGCUUCCACGGCGCUCACGACGACCCUGUUGGCAUGAACCUGGACGUCAACAGCGUGACGUCCCAGGACUUGUCGUCGACGUGGGCGGCGGCCCUGCCCAGCUUCCUGACCCGGAGGGGUGCUGUGGCAGGUGCGGGGGCACUGCCCGUGCGCCGAUACUCCUCCACUUCCGAUGUGAGCCGGCAGCUGUCGAUGAGCGUGCGCCGCCAGUCGCUGGACUCCCAGGCCAGCUACCACCAGCUGGCCGCGGAGAAGCAGUGGCUGCGGCACCAGCGCCGCAAGACGCGCCGCGAGCGUGAGCGCCCGGCAGGUCUCUGCCAGUCCCCUUUCCCGGUGCUGUCCCUGCGGCGCGGGAGCGACUCCUCCGCCCAGAGCCUGGCCGCCACGCUCCAGAGCAUGCGGCCCCGCGCCCCCUUCGCCCCCAGGGCCUCCCUCGUGGCCAGGGCCACGAGCACUGGCGACCUGAACCCCGGCUCCGUCAUCCCACACAACUACCUGUCGCUCGGACGGCCCCCCGUCAAGAGAGACCGGGUCCUCAUUGACCCCCCGUUCACGCACGGCAUGUCAGACGCAAGCGCGACCCGUGCGUCGACACGGCGCGCCGCGAGCACCGCAACCGACGUAGCGCCGUCUGCUAGCGCCGCUGCCCCAACAGCCAGUCCCAACGACACCUCCAAUGCCCAAGGGGCACCCGCAGGUGGGAUGCCGGGACUGGUAGGCCCCUUCGCCGCAGUACCCAACCCGUACGCGGCGUACAUGGGCUACUUGAGCGCCCUGCGCAUGCCUCCCGCGGACGUCCUGCCCUAUGGCUACCCGCCCGCCUUCUACGGGGGCUUUCCCUUCUACCCGGGCGUGUUCCCCUACGGACAGGGCUUUGCCUCGUACCCGGACCUGGACCCCAGGCACACCCCGCUGAUCCCGUUGCACCCGAUGCCCGACAGCAUGAGUGAGUCCGGCUUCGUGCCCAUCGUCACGUCGGACUCGGAGUUCACGGACGUGGGGCUCCGCAGCCCGGAGCUGCUCUCGGCACGGCUCGCGGUCGAGGAGAGGCAAAGGCUCAUCGCCGAGCUGGCCGCCAUGUCCCCAAGGCCGCGCACCAGCCGGGAGACACAGACGGAGCAGGGGGCCGAGGCCGCCCCCACCCCCGGGACCUCCGCGGCCGAGCCGGCGACCGUCGAAGAGAUCGAGAUGCGAGAGAUCAAGUCCGGGCAGUCACGUCGGUCGAACGUGUCGGCUGCGUCCAAGGCACGACUCUCGAAGUCUCCUCCGGUCCAGCAGACUUCGAGGGCUUCGAAGAACACCACCCCUUUGAAGAGGUUUGGCUCCGCGUCUCCUCCGAGCGGGUCUCCGGCGGUGCCGGCCCCUAGGGCGGUCUUGCGGACGACUCCGCAAUCCCAAAGCGUUUCUCCACGAUGCCAGGGCUCCUACCAGCCCCUCCCGUUGCACGUUUUCGGCAACGAGGUCGUCGACGACGUUUGUCCACCGAGCGACCUCGACGGUCACCAAUGCGGUUCGGCUGCUGCUGGUGUCGAAUGCAACGACCCGUGGCAGGCUCGACGGGCUGAACGCUGCUCCUGCCAGUGCUCGGCAUUUGACCGGGACUUUUGCGGCCAGUCUGUCGCGCCGCACGCAUACUCGCGUCCCAAUGAGUAUGUGCAGGGGACGCUCUCUCCCACCCAUUUCCAGCAGCGUGCGUGCCCGGCGUCGGGCAGCACGGAGCCAAACACGAUCGACUCAGUGUCGUGUCCUUCGAACUCGGACGGACCGCAGAGCUGCCACACAUACCUGUUCGCUCCGGUGCCUUCGCCCGUGGAUGCCGAAGGAGUUGACCGCCAGGGUUUUCCUACCAAUGGGUUUGUGCAACUCGCCGAACAGUAUCCUGGUGCUCAGCAGCUGGUGAUGCAGCAAGGUCACCCGGCGUUUGGCAGCUGUUGCGAAGGGUCCCCCCAUCAGCAACCCCUCAUUGGCCACAGCUCCCCUCAGGGCCUCACCGAUCACGGGUUUGUGUCUAGGUGACCGGGCUUCGAGUACCUUCGGAACAGUGACGCUCUUCACUUUGUGUUUUGUCCUUUCAAUUGUCUUUUUCCGCCUUGGAAUAAAAAGCUUAUCAUAUUGCGAAAGGAAAUUGCAAACUA
This is a messenger RNA of Ixodes scapularis (black-legged tick), 4507 nucleotides long. RefSeq lists its product as uncharacterized. Gene Ontology annotation, cellular component: dendrite; cilium; plasma membrane. The transcript has 12 exons. Gene Ontology annotation, molecular function: patched binding; transmembrane signaling receptor activity. Gene Ontology annotation, biological process: commissural neuron axon guidance; positive regulation of smoothened signaling pathway; central nervous system development. Bases 432 to 4388 code for a protein of 1318 amino acids. The record is from RefSeq and is a predicted model, not a curated record. Lineage: Eukaryota; Metazoa; Arthropoda; Arachnida; Ixodida; Ixodidae.